Molecule: messenger RNA, 1583 nt
Organism: Amaranthus tricolor (Joseph's coat)
Lineage: Eukaryota; Viridiplantae; Streptophyta; Magnoliopsida; Caryophyllales; Amaranthaceae
Product: protein MITOFERRINLIKE 1, chloroplastic-like
Exons: 1
Coding region: 89-1309 (406 amino acids)
Cellular component (GO): mitochondrial inner membrane
Molecular function (GO): S-adenosyl-L-methionine transmembrane transporter activity
Source: RefSeq, a predicted model, not a curated record
ACAUCCAAACACGUCCUAUAAAAUUCUCAAAACUCACAAAUCACAAUCUCUAAAGCCAAAACCUAUACCAUCAACAAUCACUCCCAAAAUGAUCACCAUGAAAGCUCAAAAAUCAUCUUCAUCAAUGUUUCUUCUCCCACCUCCAUUACACCUCAACAAUUCAUCCCAUUCUACAAUUGAUAACAAUUUUAACACCAUAUUUUCAAAUCUAAACAAAAUCUUAAUCUCCCAUAAAUCCCCAAAAUCCCCAAAAUCCACCAUUAAUGUCUCCCUCUCCAAUUUCCUCUCAACCUCCAGUUCUGUGGAAUUCAAACCUUCAAAUACCCUAACAGCAACAACAACAGAAAUACCCACAUCUAAAUCUUCAUUAAAAUCCACCUAUAGCAAUCUUUCGGUUCUUGAGCGAGCUUUUAUCGGCGCUUGUGCAGGAGGAUCUGCCGGUGCUUUUACAUAUGUUUGUCUUUACCCACUCGAAACAGUAAAAACAAAGCUUCAAACAAAAGGGGCAAGCCAAAUUUAUUCCAGUACACUAGACGCCAUUGUUAAAACCUUUCAAUCAAAAGGGGUUUUAGGGUUUUACAGCGGCGUUUCAGCUGCAUUGGUAGGGUCAACUUUCUCAUCUGCUGUUUAUUUUGCAACUUGUGAAUUCGGGAAAUCAAUUUUAUCAAAUUUCGAUAAUUACCCAACUUUGUUAAUCCCACCUACAGCAGGAUUAAUGGGUAAUAUUGUAUCAUCUGCAAUAAUGGUACCUAAAGAACUAAUUACUCAAAGAAUGCAAGCUGGUGCACAAGGAAGAUCUUGGGAGGUUUUAGUUAAAAUUCUGGAGAAAGAUGGUGUUUUAGGGCUGUAUGCUGGUUACUCUGCUACAUUGUUGAGGAAUUUGCCAUCUGGGGUUUUGAGUUUCUCGUCGUUCGAGUGGCUUAAAGCCGCGGUUUUAAGCCACUCAAACAAGGAGAAGAUGGCACCAUUGGAGAGUGUUUGUUGUGGUGCAUUAGCUGGGGUGAUUUCAGCUUCAUUGACAACUCCAUUGGAUGUGAUUAAGACUAGAUUGAUGACCCAAGUUCCUGGUGAUGGUGUUAAUAAGGUUGCUGCUGCUACAUUGAGUGGAGUUAGUACCAUUGUUAAACAGAUUAUGAUGGAUGAAGGAUGGAUUGGGUUUAGUAGAGGAAUGGGUCCUAGAGUUGUUCAUAGUGCUGGUUUCUCUGCUAUUGGGUACUUUGCUUUUGAGACUGCUAGGCUUGCUAUUAUGGAGCAGUAUGUUAAGCAUAAAGAACAGUCUAAGGAGAUGGUGGCUUCUGCUCCUCUUUGAUGGAGGGGAUUUUUGUCAAUGGUAAUGCUCUAAACCACUGUCACAUAAUUCGUGAAUCUUCUCGGGUUGUGAAACGACACCAACAAAUUGUGAUCGGUUUUGGCUAAUUUUGGGUCAAUUAUGUUCGACUGUCAAUUUUUGUGCUUAAAAAGUUAUUUCUUGGUUUUUCUAUGUUGAUUAGGUGCUUUAAGGUGAGUUGUAAACAUUCAAGUUUUGAAAAAGAGAAUGAUUGAUAAAUUUGGAAUUAGUUUUAUAAUAUAUAUUAGUGUCUUAA